GCUGUACCUAGUAGAGGUUUUCCCGGACAUCUGGCCGAAGUCGUCAACGGUUGAGCAGAUGAUUUCGCCUACCUGUCGAGAGCCCGCUGUCAACGGUUUGAGGCCGGGCCAGGCCUGGCCGUCCGAUGGGCCUGGCGUCCGGGGCCCUAGUAGAGUGGUAUCUGUGCGUGUUGUUCGUUGUCCCCGUCAGAAAGUUGAAAACGUAGCCUGUGGGACAUGAUUCGGGGAAAUUGGAUGGCCGUUACACUGAGCAGUGAUUUUCCCCUGUGCCAUUUGAUGGGCUUUGGGGGCAUCCGGAUCAUGCCGAAUGAUCAAAAGUCAUGGAGGUGGAAACUCUCCCCCCCCUUCAGUGGACAUGUACAUCGUACUUGUCAAUCUGCGGGCUCGGUAGCGUUGCCACUAGCCUAGGGAGGAGACGGUCGUCAUCAAAUUCCCCGGGCGGCGGAGCCCCCUUUGCUGAAGUACGAUGUACAUGUGCGGGAUAUCGGGUUGUUGGUCCACCACACGAGCCCGCUUCGGAAAGGCGCGUGUCGCGCUUGGGCGCCAUCAAGAGGAGGUACCGGUAUUCCCAACAUCCGGAGAACACGGACAGCGGGAACGAGAUUAGU
Messenger RNA from Colletotrichum navitas, 608 nucleotides. RefSeq lists its product as uncharacterized. Lineage: Eukaryota; Fungi; Ascomycota; Sordariomycetes; Glomerellales; Glomerellaceae. The annotation marks the transcript as partial. The record is from RefSeq and is a predicted model, not a curated record. The transcript is spliced from 2 exons.